This is a messenger RNA of Phytophthora sojae, 1068 nucleotides long. RefSeq lists its product as hypothetical. The record is from RefSeq and is a predicted model, not a curated record. The coding region runs from base 1 to 1068 and encodes 355 amino acids. Gene Ontology annotation, molecular function: lipase activity. Lineage: Eukaryota; Oomycota; Peronosporomycetes; Peronosporales; Peronosporaceae. Gene Ontology annotation, cellular component: membrane. The transcript has a single exon.
AUGGUGAGCGUCGACGUGCUGCUGGGCUACGCGGCGCUGGUCUUCUGCGCCUGGAAGCUCGUAUCCUCCGUCGCCGCCGCAAUGUCGGGCGCGUCGCAUCAGUUCCCACCCGUGCCCAAGGGCGUUCGCCCCCCUCCGGGUCACGUGGACGUACUGCAGCGGUUCUUCGUGACGUCUGGCGGUUUGGCGCUUUAUGUGCACAAGUGGCUGCCGCGCUUCGACCGCGCGCCUCGAGGCGUGUUCUUCAUUCUACACGGACUGGGGGAGCACGGGGGCCGCUACGACCACGUGGGUAGAGCGCUGGCCAAGGAGGGGUUCGCCGUCUUCAUGGUGGACCACCAGGGCCACGGAAUGAGCGACGGCGAGCGCAUGUACGCGAACGAGGUGCGGGACCUGUCCAAGGACUUCAUGGAGUUCGUGCAACACGUGCUCAACGGCCCUGAGCCUGGUAGCAAGAACGCCCCGGUGGUGGACCCUGAGCUGGAGGCGCACGCUGACGUGAAGUGGAAAGAUCUGCCGAGAUUCGUGCUCGGUCACUCGAUGGGGGGAGUGCUGGUGCUGCAGCUCGUGGAGCUGUCCAUGCAGCAAGGACUGAGCUGGAACGGGGUCAUUGUAUCCUCUGCGCCGUUCUGGACGGUUCCGGAGGGAGGUGUCGCGGGCUUUCUGGGGGGUCUCGCUCGGAUGCUGCCCAGGAUGCACGUCCUGGGGCUCGAGUUCCCGAAACUGGGCAACGAUUACGAAGUGUACAAACGCUGGACGCGGGAUGAGUUGAUGCCCAAGCAUGGAUCUACGUUGCGGCUCAUGUACAGUCUCCUGAGUGAAGGAGAUCGGUUCGCGCAAAGUGACAACGAGCUGGCGAAGAACUUUCCGGCGCCGCUGUAUGUGCUCCACGGAGAGAAAGACACUAUUACGUUUCCUCAGGGAAGUAUCAACUUCUACACCGCCUGCACGCAGAAGGACAAGACCAUCAACAUCGUUCCGGAUGCGUUGCACGAGGUGCUUAAUCUUGAGGGAUACGAGAAGAUUCUGAACAAUUUUGUGGAGUGGAUGACGGCGCGACUCCAGUGA